Molecule: messenger RNA, 1638 nt
Organism: Cryphonectria parasitica EP155
Lineage: Eukaryota; Fungi; Ascomycota; Sordariomycetes; Diaporthales; Cryphonectriaceae
Product: beta-lactamase/transpeptidase-like protein
Exons: 2
Coding region: 16-1503 (495 amino acids)
Source: RefSeq, a predicted model, not a curated record
GCGAUCCUCGCCAUCAUGAUCGAAAGCGGCAACUACACCAUCCCCUCCGCCCUCCCCGCCCCGGCCUCUCCUCUCUCCUGGGACACCCCGCUCUCCUCCAUCAUCCCAGACGACUUCGUGCUCGGCCCCUCCGACGCCUGGGCCACAUCGCACAUCACCCUCGAGGACGCCCUGUCCCACCGCACAGGCAUGCCGCGCCACGACCGAGCCGGCUCACACAUCCGCCGCGACGACACACCCGGCACCAACGCCACGCGCCGCAAGGCGUCGGUCCGUGACGGCACGCGGCUGCUGCGCCACCUGCCUACCAAUGCGGCGCCGCGGACGAAAUGGCAGUACUGUAACCACAUGUUUGUCGCGGCGUCGCAUGCGGUGCAGACGCUGGUGGGAGGCAGGCGAGGAGGGAGCGAGGAGACGGAUGUGUGGCUGGGUGAUCUGCUGCGGGAGUGGCUGUGGGAACCGCUCGGGAUGAGGUCGACGUAUUUUUCGCUGGAGGAUGCGCUGGCGGCGGGGGAGAAGGAGGAGGAAGGAAAGCACCGGCUGGCUUCGGGCUACGCGUGGGAUAGGCACGCGGAGCAGUUCGGACCAGAAGUGCCGUUUAUGCCGACGGAUGAGAUUGGGGGCGCGGGGGCGAUCAUGUCGAACGUGGAGGACUACUCGAGGUGGAUCCGGAUGCUGCUCAGAGAGGAAGGCCCGCUGCCUCGAGAAGGGCACAGGGCAGUCAGGACGCCGCGUAUCAUCAUGAACCCGGAGGGGUGGGCGGCAGUGGAGGAGGAGGAAGACGCAGGAAGUCCGCCGUACGACGCGCCCAUGGCGUAUGCGCUGGGAUGGCAGACGAGUAGCUACCGGGGCCAUCGGUUCUGGACACACUCGGGCGGCAUGCAUGCGUACGGGGCUGAGGUGUUCUUUUACCCGGAUUUGGAUCUGGGCAUGGUGGUCUUGGGGAACACGGCCAUCACGUCCAAUGGGCUGGCGCGAAAGCUGAUCUGGGACAUGGUAGACGACAGGCUGGGCGUGCCGGUUGGGGAGAGGUACGAUUGGGGUGCAGACAUGAAGAGCUACCAGGAGAACCUGGAGGCCGCCAUCGACACCAGCAUCGACAGGUUCUACCCCGACCGCCCAGAGCAGCCCAUCCCGCCCACUCUCCCGCUCAAGGCUUACGAGGGCACGUACUUCCACCCGGGCUACCUCAACUUCACGCUGCAGCCCACCAGCGCACACGAGGGCCUGAUCACGCGAGAGAACAUCUCGCUCGUGGCAGUGCGCGCCGACAUGACCUGGCCCACGGUCAACCAGUUCCAGCACGUGUCGGGGGAGUAUUGGAUGAACUUUGAGCACCUGAGGGACAGCCCCCACGGUGAAACCCUAAAGGGCUAUUCGCUCGUGCAGUUCGUGGUCGGGCCGGACGGGCACGUGGACAGGAUGGGCAUCACAUGGGUACAAGCCUCGCCCAAUGGCCGGGAUGUCAUCGAGGGCCUUGUAUGGUUCGACAAGAUUGAAUAGAACAGGAGGAAAAUAGGGAAGGGCCAUGAAGUGCUUUGUCCUGCGUCACUGUGUACAUCUUUGUUAGCCCUUUUCUGUGUUUUGAAAGAUGCCGAAUUGGCUGGUAACAAGUAGUAAGAAAAGAAAAAGGAUUGC